Ophidiomyces ophidiicola is the source of this 783-nucleotide messenger RNA. RefSeq lists its product as uncharacterized. The record is from RefSeq and is a predicted model, not a curated record. The transcript is spliced from 3 exons. Bases 1 to 783 code for a protein of 260 amino acids. Lineage: Eukaryota; Fungi; Ascomycota; Eurotiomycetes; Onygenales; Onygenaceae.
AUGGCGGCUCCUCGCUCUACAUCGUUACGUGCUCUGCGCAUCCUGUCCCAACAGCAUUCGCCAGCGCCGUCGUCGGUGCUUCGUCGCUCGCUCCAUAUGACGGGCGUCUACUCUGCACAGCCAGCGUCUGGCCCCGACGUCACGUCGAUAUACCGCUCACGAAGCGUCGCGGACCUGAAAGCUGAGUGUGAGAAGAGAAACAUUCGGACCGGUGGUAGUAAAGCCGAGCUGGUCGAUCGCCUGGCGAACCAUGAUUUCCUUCAGACCAGGGCAUUUAGCAUCGCCAUGAAGAGAAUCGAUGGUCCUGCUUUCGGACAAAGCUCCGACAAAGGAAGACAGUUCAACACUUCCCGCGCUAACAAAGCUGUCAAUGACUCAUCUCCCGUUGAUUUCGUCUUUAUGCCGACCAACAACGCCGAAACCGGCUCAAACAUGGCCCCCGGUUUCCCCCGAAUGCCAACCCCCCCGGAUUAUUAUACACAUUAUGAACUGGUAAACACGAGCGGUACUCUCCCUAUGAAACCCGAAAUCUACAGUGUUGGUGGUGCACCACUGGAUGCCAAUGGACCAAGCCCCAUGGCUGAGGUGGUGGACAACUAUUCCGUCGACAUCAACCCGUACAACCUCACCGAGAUUGUUACGAGGUCGAAACGUGCUGCAGCGUCGUUAGACGUGGCCAGGAGUCAAGAAGGCGAGGUGACGAUAGCAGGUAUGGCAAAGGGGCUGUGGAAUAUGAUGAUUGAAGAUCAUCCCAAGAAGAACUCAGAUACGACUUUGAAAUGA